Molecule: messenger RNA, 851 nt
Organism: Chelmon rostratus (copperband butterflyfish)
Lineage: Eukaryota; Metazoa; Chordata; Actinopteri; Chaetodontiformes; Chaetodontidae
Product: ras-related protein Rac1-like
Exons: 7
Coding region: 50-628 (192 amino acids)
Biological process (GO): regulation of cell shape; establishment or maintenance of cell polarity; motor neuron axon guidance
Cellular component (GO): cell projection; cell cortex; cytoskeleton
Molecular function (GO): GTPase activity; GTP binding; protein kinase binding
Source: RefSeq, a predicted model, not a curated record
CUCAGCCUGUUUCAGAGUUGAGAGCACAGACGAAGCGGAGCAGAACAGGAUGCAGGCCAUCAAGUGUGUGGUCGUGGGAGAUGGAGCGGUGGGAAAAACAUGUCUUCUCAUCAGCUACACAACCAAUGCCUUCCCCGGGGAGUACAUUCCUACUGUAUUUGACAACUACUCAGCGAAUGUGAUGGUGGACGGAAAGCCAAUCAACCUGGGCCUCUGGGAUACAGCUGGACAGGAAGACUACGACAGGCUCCGCCCAUUGGCCUACCCUCAGACGGAUGUUUUCCUGAUCUGUUUCUCCCUGGUGAACCCAGCGUCCUUUGAGAACGUCAGAGCAAAGUGGUACCCCGAGGUUGGACACCACUGCCCCGACCCACCCAUCAUCCUGGUGGGCACCAAGCUGGAUCUGAGGGAUGACAAGGAAACCAUUGAGAAGCUGCAGGCAAAGAAGAUGGCACCAAUCACCCCCUCUCAGGGCCUGAAUAUGACAAAGGACAUUGGUGCAGCAAAGUACCUAGAGUGCUCAGCCUUAACCCAGGAAGGUCUGAAGACUGUGUUUGAUGAGGCCAUUCGGGCCGUGCUCUGCCCUCAGUCCCGCCCCAAGAAGAAGAAGGGAUGCUCACUGCUGUAAAUGGACGAGAAAGAAGACAGACAGACGUCCAGGCUGUUGCAGCAAACCUUUCUGUACAGCAUACUCUGAGACUGAUUUUUAAAGCACAUUAUAGACGCUGCACCAGGCACAACGUCCCUGUAAAAUAUACCAAUUUACCAAUGAUAGUGUUGCAAUAAGAUUAGUCCAUAGUAUCUUGCAGCUGUUGGUUUGAGAGUAAGGAACAACGAGUAUCAGGAAAGUA